CUAAUAGUGCGAAACCCCAAUUCAAAACCCAAACCCUAAACCCACACCAGUGCCAUUAAAAUUCAAAUUUUGUCUAAAAUGAACAAUCCAGCGUUGAAUCUGCUGGACAAAGCUUUAGGAUUAGAGCAACAGAGUGAAGCAUGGCCACUGAGUCGGCGAGUCUUGGUGAUCCAGGACUGCGUCGAGACAAGCGGCUCGUUCGUGCUUCACCAACUCAUGAAACGCGCUCUCUCUUCAAAUUCAUCGAAUGUUAUCAUCUUCGUCGCCUUCUCCAAUUCCUUCUCUCAUUACGAUCGCAUUCUCCGUAAACUCGGGUGCAAUUUAGUCACACAGAGGGAUAAUAAGCGCUUCUUUUUCUUUGAUAUGCUUAUGCUUCAGUGUACAGAUGGAGAUGAAGCGAAAACUGGUAAAGGUGGACUGAUAUUAUUAUAUGAGAAAAUACGAAAAACUAUUUGUGCCUUACCGAAAGACAAGAAGAAUUACGUUACAGUCAUGAUAGAUGAUAUGUCUCUCAUGGAGGUGGCUGCUAAUGGUGCUUCAGAUUACGUCUUAGAUUUCUUGCAUUACUGCCACACUUUAACAUCAGAAUUUGAUUGUUCAUUAGUUGCACUUAAUCAUGAGGAUAUAUAUUCAAGCAUAGAGAGGCCUAUGUUUAUAUUACAAAUGGAGUACCUUGCAGACAUCCUGAUAAAAACAGAGCCUUUGGCUACUGGCUUGGCAGCUGAUGUGCAUGGGCAGUUGACGAUCUUGAACAAGGGAAUUUCCGAUUCCCUGGAGAGCUCAAGGAACAAGAUACACAAUUUCCACUUCAAGGUCAAGGAAAAUGGUGUUGACUAUUUCUAUCCUGGGAGCCGGGCUUGAGAAACCUGCAACUUUAUUUUUAUCGAAAAUUGAAUUGCUACCCUGACAUACUUGGAUGUAGUUUUACAGUUUGCCAGAAGAAGGCUUUAUGUUAUUUCAUGUGGAAAAGCUUGUAUCUUAUAUUGAUGAUCAUGGAAGAAAAAAAAAAUUCCUUCAGAAAAAAGCCAUCUUUAUGGCUCCUCAAUGGAUUGUUUGUUCAGUUUAUUUUUAGAUCAAAGGAUUUUGUGACAAUAUGAAAUGUGGGAUUAUCCUUGUAAAUUUUGUGGUUUAAUCAUACGAUCUUUAAUUAUUUUGUUGUCUCCUUCGAGGUUUAUUGGAUUUAUUGAUUUAAUAUAAUA
This is a messenger RNA of Pistacia vera, 1199 nucleotides long. RefSeq names its product elongator complex protein 6-like. NCBI's taxonomy places the organism in Eukaryota, Viridiplantae, Streptophyta, Magnoliopsida, Sapindales, Anacardiaceae. The record is from RefSeq and is a predicted model, not a curated record. Gene Ontology annotation, cellular component: elongator holoenzyme complex. Gene Ontology annotation, biological process: tRNA wobble uridine modification. The transcript is spliced from 5 exons. Bases 79 to 861 code for a protein of 260 amino acids.